AUGUCGCUUCAACAAGAGGAUGUUAUUCGAUCCACCAUUAAUUUUCCGCCGAAUGUAUGGGGAGAUGAGUUUUUGGCCUAUGAACAGCAAGAAUAUGAAGAAGGGAUAGAAAAAGAAGUUGGCGUCUUGAAAGAAGAAGUGAAGAAAGAAAUAUUGGCAAGUUUGAAUGACCAGAUAGAACAUUUGAAUUUGCUAAAACUGGUUGAUGCGAUCCAACGCCUUGGAAUUGCAUAUUAUUUUGAAAAAGAGAUUAAUCAAGCCUUGCAACAAGUCUUUGAUGCAUAUGGUGAUCAUAACUGGAAUGGUGUGGGUACUUCCUUGUGGUUUCGACUCAUGCGACAACAAGGCUUCUUCGUCUCAAGUGAUACUUUCAAGACAUACAAGGAUAAAGAUGGAUGUUUUAAUGAGUCCUUAAAGAAUGAUCUGCAAGGUUUACUUCAUUUGUAUGAGGCAACGUAUCUGAGAAUGCCUGGUGAGGUCAUUCUUGAUGAUGCUCUUGAUUUUUCAAGAAAAUGUCUUGUUGACAUAGCAAGGAAUCAUCUUUUGAGCGACCCUGUUGUUUCUGCUGAAAUACAUGAAGCACUAAAGCAACCUUUACUUAAAAGGUUGCCAAGAAUCGAGGCGCUACGUUACAUACCUUUCUACGAACGUGAGACCUUUCAUAAUCAUUCGUUACUAAAACUUGCCAAGUUGGGGUUUAACCUGCUUCAAUCUCUCCAUAAAAAGGAGAUUUUCCAAAUAUCCAAGUGGUGGAAACGCUACGAUGUCCCAACCAAUAUACCGUAUGCAAGAGAUAGAUUGGUUGAAUGCUACUUAUGGUCGACAUUAGGGGUCUACACUGACCCUCAAUAUUCUGUAGGUAGAAUGUGGGUAGCUAGAGCUUUUGCAUUAUUAACACUUAUAGAUGACACCUAUGAUGCCUACGGUACAUAUGAUGAACUUGUGAUCUUUACAGAAGCUAUUGAGAGGUGGUCAAUUACAUGUGUGGACGGCCUACCAGAAUACAUGAAACUUAUAUACCAAAUGCUCAUGCAUCUUGACGAAGAAAUGAAGGAAUUCUUGGUAGGAAUGGGAAAAGUCCAUCAACAUAAAUAUGUCAAAGAAACAAUGAAAGAAUACAUUAGAAGCUACAUGAUGGAAGCAAAAUGGAAGCAUGAAAGCUACAUUCCAACAAUGGAGGAACACGCAGAAGUUACAUAUAUCAGUACCGGAUAUAAAUUUGUUCUUGCGGCAAGCUUUGCUGCCCAGGAUGAUGUAAUAGCUGAUGAGACAUUCCAAUGGCUUUUCAGCUAUCCUCCUAUUGUAAAAGCUUCUUGUGGGAUUUGCAGGUUGAUGGAUGAUAUUGUCACCCACAAGAAGGAGCAAGAAAGAAAGCAUGUUGCCUCUGUCAUCGAAUGCUAUAUGAAGCAAUUUGAUGCUACUACUGAGCAAUAUUUAUAUGGUCUCUUUAGUGAGAAAGUUGAAGAUGCUUGGAAAGAAAUAAAUAAAGAGUCCAUAAUGUGUAAAGAUGUUAAAAUGCCAAUAAAUAGGCGGGUUGCGAAUUUAGGACGUGUCAUGGAUCUCUUGUACAAGGAUAAAGACCAUUUCACAUACGUUGGAGAUGAACUCAUAAAUCUUGUGAAGUCACUUUUUGUUAAUGCUAUCAUCAUAUGAGUUCCAAUA
Lactuca sativa (garden lettuce) is the source of this 1662-nucleotide messenger RNA. RefSeq names its product epi-cedrol synthase. Gene Ontology annotation, biological process: diterpenoid biosynthetic process. Gene Ontology annotation, molecular function: magnesium ion binding; terpene synthase activity. NCBI's taxonomy places the organism in Eukaryota, Viridiplantae, Streptophyta, Magnoliopsida, Asterales, Asteraceae. The record is from RefSeq and is a predicted model, not a curated record.